AGUAGGCUGGCUUCUAAGUGUUAUAAAAGUGGGGAUGAAGUGAAUGGUGUGGUGCCUGAUGGUGAUUUGGAUGGGGGAAAUUGGGGUCAGAGAGGUGAAGGCAGAGUUAAUGGCAACAUAUUUGUUCCAAAAUGUUGAAGCAGGGGUUGAUAUAGAAAGCUCCGAAGGACUUCCAAACCAACCAGUGCUCAAAUGGCCAAUGGAUACUUCAAAGAGACCUAAAAUUUAUCAACAACUUGUAUAUUGGAAUGGUGCUUUUAAUGAUCAAUACUUUGAGUUCUCUAACCACUUUGAAAGUGACACUGACUCUAUCGCCAUAAAUAUGUGGGUUUAUGUGUGCUGUCCAAAUUAUAACAAUGAAAGAUUCCUUAGAGUGAGGAACAAAUUCGGGAACAACAGCAUUGGAGAAAUCGAAAUGAAACUUACAGAUUCGGCCAGUGAUGGAGGGUAUAACUUCAAAAUUAAUGGAGGAACUAAUAUUUCUCCAAUUAAGAUAAGCCAAGAAAGCCAAUACCGAAAUCUAAUUGGGUUUGGAUGGAAAGAGUUGACUGUAUAUUCUAAAAAAGUUGUAAACUCUGCUUCACCAUGAACCUCUAAAAGUGACUCCCUCACGAGCAUCACAACUGGAUGGAAUAACAAUGCCUUUAUGUUCUUAGGCUUUUAUGAAGAAGCUUUUAGUUCAGUUAUAUUCUACAUUUACAGCAUGAGAGUUUACUCAGAUGUUGAGCCAAUACAAUCCUGUGACCCAGUUUGGGUCCCGUAUCAUAUCUAUUAUAAAUCCUGAGGCAACAGGAGUAAACAAGGCUCUGAAGAAUGAGAUGAUGGAAACUGGGAAAAUGAUGAUGGGUGUGACCAAGAUUGAAAAAUAGAGCCAGGCUGGAAUUGAACUGGGUCUUUUCCUUCUACUUGAGCAAGGGUCUGAGGAUGGAAUGAGACAGGACCUCCUUUAGAUGAAGCUGUGGAUUGUUAUGAUAAGAAUACUGUAGCUGGAGAUGGAUGUGACCUCAAUUGUGAAGUUGAAGAUAAGUAUGUUUGUAAAUGGGAUACUGGGUCGGAGAGGACUGAGUGUACAGACAUAUGAGGAGAUGGUUUUGUAGUAAGCUCUCCUUCGACUACAUAUUGAGAUGAUGGAAAUCUGAAUGAUGGAGAUGGAUGAAGUAGUACUUGUACUGAAGAAAUUGGAUUUAAUUGAGCAGGAGGGUCUUCAGCAUCAGCCUCUAGCUGCUCUGAAAUCUGAGGUGAUGGUAAAGUUAUUGGAGAUGAGGAAUGAGAUGACAAUAACUUAGACGUAAAUGAUGGAUGAACUAAUUUUUGUAUAAUCGAGCUAGGCUAUUCUUGUAUUGGAGGGUCUCCCACAAGCAAAAGUAGUUGAUAUUUUGGAUCUUGUGGAGAUGGUAAAAAAGCAAAUCUUGAAGAUUGAGAUGAUUCAAAUGAGGAUGAAGGAGAUGGCUGUGAUAGCUCAUGUAAGGUUGAAAUAGGCUACAAUUGUACUGGAGGUACUCCUUUAAAACAAGAUGCUUGUGUUGAAAUCUGUGGAGAUGGAAUCGUAGUCGGAAACGAAACUUGUGAUGAUCAAAAUACUCAAAGUGGAGAUGGAUGCACCGAGAACUGUCUAAUAGAAGAUGGAUGGAAAUGAAGUGAAUCUAAUUCAACAUCUCCAAGCGUUUGAGAAGUGAUUUGAGUAGUUGAAGGAUGAACGAAAUGUGAGUAUGGUAAAGGCUCGAAAUGACAGACAUGUGAAGAUGGAUACCAGCUCCUCGAUAGCAAAAAAUGAAGAUAUACUGUAGUUGCUGAAGAAGUCCAAACUCUCUCAAGUGGAUCCCAAGCUGCAGCAGGAGCUGGUUCUCUUAUUGCCACUCUGAUGUCUCUUUUGAAUUCAUCUUCACCCAUGGCUAUCUGGUCGAUGGCCAAUCAAAUGCAGCUUUUGAUGCUUCUACUUUUGACUCAGACAUCUCUGCCUUCUGACGUAGUUGGAUACAUUUCAGGCAACCAAAUGUUCUCGUUCGACAUGAAGUUCUUGCCAAUUCAGAAUAAUGUAGUAUCUAAGGUACCUCUAGACUGGCUAAAGCAAAACCAAACCAACAUUGGACUAGGAGACAUGGGGAUGGAGUCAGGCAGUUCAUUCAACAACAAUUUCGGCAUCAUUUGAACACUGCUGAUGUUGGUAAUAUUUCACUGAUUGUGGAGCCUGCUACCCAGAACUAUUGAUGACGAUGAUCCUCGAGAUUGCAAAGAGAAAACCCUCAAAUUUGUUGGGUGGGUCUGGAAGAUCCUGACAUUUGGAGUCUACAUUCGAUUGGUGUUGGAGGCAUAUCAGAAUAUUCUGCUGUCAAGUCUUAACGAAAUCAAGAACUUUGAACCAUCAUCAUUGCAUAUAGCAGUAUCCACAGCUGCUGCUUUAGUGUUCUUAGUAUUGAUGUCGCUUGUGUUUUACUGGGCUCUGAAACAAAUCAACCGUGAUUUUGAUCCGAAACAACACUCAAAAUCAAAGGAGCUUGUUGCUGGACUCAAAGAUUCAAAAGCUGCUAGACUCUUCACAACUCUUCUGUUAUUAAGAAGACUUGUAUUUUGCACAUGGUUGAUCAUGUUCUCGUUUACUGGCUAUUAUUACUUGGUGUCUGGGAUGCUUCUGGUACAGAUAUUGUACACUAGCUUUAUGAUCUUUGUAAGACCUUUUAAAGAGCCAGCCAACAAUUUGAUAGAGUGACUCAACGAGAUAUUCUUUUUGUUUAUAGUAGCAUACUUGAUGAAAUACAACACAAAACAAGCAUGGACUCCAAUGCCAACCAAGAUCUAUAUCUACAUUCUCAUGCUCAACAACAUUAUUGUAGUCAGUAUAAUAUCAGUGGUUGGAAUUGCCCAACUCUGCAAGAAACUAUGUGGCAAGAAGAAACCAGACACAUUCGAAAUUCCUCAAAUAAUCCCUCCAAAGACCAAUCCAAGAAGAUUCAUCGAUAGUAACACCAUCGCAACCUCAGACAUCCAUUUGAGAAAGUUCCCAACAAACUCAAUGACCUCCAACCCCGAAGAUCCUCCAAUUUCCUCCUCCAUCGUCUCCAUGAACACCAACGUCAAAAGAGUGAAUAAAAUCAUGCCAAUUGCUGAAUAA
Molecule: messenger RNA, 3109 nt
Organism: Moneuplotes crassus
Lineage: Eukaryota; Ciliophora; Spirotrichea; Euplotida; Euplotidae
Source: the annotation of a GenBank genome assembly